AUUGAAGACAAAUGUCGGAACCGCUGUUCAAGAGUGGCGUUACCGGCGAUGAAGACCCCGAAGACUCCAACGAGCUGAUCUACUCGUUGGACACCUUCGCUGAAGACAGCAUCCAAUGUAUGGCAUUGAUCGGCGAGUUGUCCACAAUCGGUGACAAUCAAAGCAGUGGUGAUGAUAACAAAGUGGAGAGGAUUUGCGAGCGAUUUGAUUAUCUCAUCAGCAAAUGGCAGACAAACCCGAAACUCAUUGAGUCUCAUGUGAAACACUUCUUGGACGCCAUCAUCGAGAGUGUGUCGACCAGUGCUGCGGUCGAUGGCCAGAGGUUUACGGCCGCCUUCACACUAAUGCACCGUUUGGUGGCCUGUAUUGGCCCGAAGUCUGUGCGCCGGUAUUUGCCGACAGAAGUCUUAUGGCUAUCCAAACUGGUCGAGUGGUGCGAACGCCAGACGCCCGAAGACACCAAGUCGUGGCCGACGCGAGCGAUGCUACUGUUGUGGCUCUCGAUGGCCGUCAAAACGCCGUUUAAUUUGAAAAAGUUUGACUCAAAAGCCGAGACAACGAGCGCUCAGAAGACAUUAGUGGAGCGGAUCUAUGCGCUGAUCGAUCGGUAUCUGAAAGCGACCGAUAAGAGCAGGGAUUCGGCCGCCGUAUUGGCCGCCCAUUUCUUCGCGCGACCCGAUAUUGUGGACCAAUUGUUGGAGCGUUUUAUGAGUGAAUCGUUACCCGUUUUAGACAAGAGUUUUGGUCACGUGAUGGCUGUGGCCGUACUGUUGAAAGUGGCCGACCGUCAGAACAUCAGUCCGUUCGCCGAACGGGUGAUCGAAGUGAGCGCCAAAAUGGACACAACGGGUCGCGAACUGAUGACCAAAUGGAAGGUUAAACUUAUCGGCCGAUCGGCGCUGUCUUUGAUGAGACCGCGAAUCGCCAAAUGGCGGUACAGACGCGGCAGACGUCAGUUGUCUCAAAACAUAUCGCUUCAGAUGGCGGACCAAAAGCCGGCCGCCAUUCAGUCGACGCAUGAAAAUACUGUCGAAGAUCUCGAGGACGACUGCGAUUACAGUGAUAUACCGGAACAGUUGGAAGUGAUAAUAGACUCCCUGUUGAAUGCCUUACACCACGAGAACACAAUAGUCCGCUGGUCUUCGGCUAAGUAUUUGGCGCGACUCACGAACCGAUUGCCCAAAGAAAUGGCCGCCGAAGUGGUCGAUAGUGUCCUACAGCUGUGCGAAUGGAAAGACUCGGACUCUUCAUCGCACGGCUGUUGCCUAGCGUUGGCCGAACUCACCCGCAGAGGCCUUAUACUGACGGAUCAGUUGCCACAAGUGGUAGAUGUCGUACAGAAAGCGUUGCUUUUUGACGAAUUGAAAGGCACGUUUUCCAUCGGAUCCAACGUAAGAGACGCCGCGUGUUAUGUGUGUUGGUCUCUCUCGCGUGCGUACGACUCGCAAGUGAUUCAACAGUUUGUUCACCGAUUGGCGCCGACUCUCGUGAACUGCCGAAGAGCCGCUUCGGCGGCCAUUCAAGAGUUUGUCGGCCGAACGCAAGUGUUUCCACACGGACUGGAAGUGUUGCUUCUGACAGACUUUCACGCGUUGGCCACAAGAAGUCACUGUUAUUUAGAUAUCGCUUUAAAAUUGGCACAAAAGCCAGAGUUUGGCGAUUGUCUGGUCCAACAUCUGGUCGACAAAUGCCAGCACUGGGACAGAGAUGUGCGCGAAUUAGUGGCGCAAUCGCUGGGAUUGCUGUCCACUGUUAUCGAUAUGAAUCCCUAUUUACCACAAUUACUCGCGAAGAGCUUAUCAAUGGAUUUGAACUCAAGACACGGCUCUAUACUAGCGAUCGGUCACAUCAUUGGCAGUGUUGGCGACAAAAUCAGUCCAGAAUUGAGAGAACAAAUGGAAUCAAUUGCUGUGACUUUAAAUGAGAAGAAACUCUUGAGAGGAAUCGGCGGAGAGUUUAUGAAACAGGCGUUGAGUGUAUUGAUAGAGAAGUGUUCAUCGGUUUCGCUGUCAAUCAGUAGCGAAUCCAAAGUGAUUGACGUCUGGAUUGACAUCAUCUGUAAUGCGAUUGUUAGCGAAGACCAGAAGACUCGCGGCGACGCUGUGGUAGCGCUUCCAGUGUUUUGCUAUCAAUAUUUACGCAAUCGACACGAACUUAAGACUAAAGUAUUGGAUCAGCUGUUGAUUCACUUGAACUCAAGCAAAGAGAGCCCCAGAAUUGGUUCGUCGAUGUGUUUGCAGACAAUGUCUUUGGAAUUACUGGAUGUCCAGUACUAUAACACAUGCUUUGAGAUACUAUUAGCGCACAUCAGAUCCGGCGACGAGUUGUGCGGUUCCCGGGCUUCAGAAGUGAUCACUUUAGUUGAGUUGUCGUUGAAAUUCCGUCCCAUAGACGACAAUAGGAGACAACAGAUCGUUGACUGUCUUUGUCUGGCAUUAGACGACCGGACGAAGGACUCGAGAGGCGAUGUCGGCGGUACUGUCCGGUUGGCCGCCGUCGACGCCUCCCUUGCGUUCAUCAAUGAGGCCACUGAUGGCCAAGUGAUUGAUGUCUUAAAACUGAUGACAACUCAAUGCGUAAGCGUUUGGCAAAAAGAGAGACACAAAGCCUUCAAUGUGUUUAAAGAGAUAGUCUUCGGCCGACAAUUGGCUCAAAUCGACAGACAAUUUAUGGAAACGCUGUUUGAGAGCACCGGCGACGAGAAGGCCGACCACUGGCGGCCAUUCGUACGCCUAUUAGACGUCCCGUUGUUUACGCAUAACGUGUGGAAGGGUUUAGCGAAGAAUGUCUCGAAUCCGACCGAAACUUAUGUCCGAAAUCUACUCAAACAAGAGAUCAAAUCAAUGGACGGCCGGGUAUUCAACGCUUUCCUGGAUCUGUACGAAAAGGCCGACCAGAGCGCCGACAACCUGUCCCUCCAUUGCAUCCAUUGUUCGCACUUUCUAUUGACUUCGUGUCGAACUGAUCCGGACUUCAGGCACCGGGUGUUGGCCCAGACGUGGACAGCGGGCGGCCGAACGCGUGACUGUCAGCGGCUGAUCGGCGCCGUCGACGUGUUCUGCGCCGGCGUUCAGACCGACGAUUACCGCCAAUCGAUGUCUUAUUUAGUGAUACUUCUGUGUCACGCGUUUCCCCGCAUACGCACGCAUACGGCUAACCAGACCUACGUUUCCCUAUUGACCGCCGAUGACUCUCCCGAAGAGGCUCUGGAUUUGUUGACACAAACCGAUUGGUCUCAGAGUUUGGACGUCUUGAGACCCAUUAGGGAUCAGAUUUGCGAUGCGCUCAAUGUUGCGAAACCCAGACGUAAAGCUACCGGUGCUGACAAUAGUGCCAAA
Molecule: messenger RNA, 3338 nt
Organism: Medioppia subpectinata
Lineage: Eukaryota; Metazoa; Arthropoda; Arachnida; Sarcoptiformes; Oppiidae
Source: the annotation of a GenBank genome assembly